This is a messenger RNA of Capronia coronata CBS 617.96, 1650 nucleotides long. RefSeq lists its product as uncharacterized. Bases 1 to 1650 code for a protein of 549 amino acids. The record is from RefSeq and is a predicted model, not a curated record. Lineage: Eukaryota; Fungi; Ascomycota; Eurotiomycetes; Chaetothyriales; Herpotrichiellaceae. The transcript has 2 exons.
AUGGAUGCCAACCAGGCGUCCGGCCCAGGGUUCUGGAGAUACCUCAUCAAUCCUGACAAGAGUGCGACUCCCCAGCUCGAACAACUUUGCCUGGGUAUAGCCAAAAUCAUUUCGACUCUUGAAACGGGCCCCGAUCACGAACUGUCUCCUCCACGCCUGGCUGCAUUCUACAGAGCGGUAGGCGGCAACUACGACUCUCUAUUCCUGAAGACCUCCUAUCAUGCCCUCUCCUUCAUGUAUCAAACGCUCGGAUGUUUCCAUAGCCUCCAGCCCACAGCAAGCCCCUUCGAGACACCGCGGGUCCCGUGUCUGACUCCGAAAGGGUUCGCUCGCUGGCAAACGAUCCAAAUACUACUCUGCCCGGAAGAGAACGUCGGGUUCAUACAGAAAGCCGUACAGAUAUGGAAUGUUCCAAUGCCCACUGGGGGCACCUUUCCUAAAUCCAUUCCGAAAGAAGUCUUCCCGGACAGACCAGACGAGGCGAUGGAAAAAUGGCACCGCAUGGUUACCGGUCAAUUGAACCAAAAGAGCUACAUGCGACGCCUCAAGAACUCGCCCUAUCAGUCCCCACACCCGGAGGCCUAUGAUCGGCGCGACGGCUAUUUUUCGAACGCACACAUGGGAGGAUCGACUAGGGCCCCCCACAACACCUCACGGGAGGGCCAGGCUCACUUGGAGGAAAUCUAUCGCCGGCGAAGCAGCGUUCCAGAUUUCCCAUGUCCAGCCGGGGAGAGAGCGUCACACUGGGAUCCGCGAAACGGAAACGGCCAUGAGGCGCGGAAGGCCCGAAGCCAAUCUGCACAAAGGCCACCUGUCCAGCCUACCCGUCAGCGAUCUCGCACUGCUUCCGGCCCGUCAAAAAGCCAUUCUCAAAAUAUGUCGGGCAACAGUCCUCCGAGCGGCAAGGCCAGUGGCGGAUCCACAGACCGAUCUGGGCGACGCUCAUACGGGUACAACCUCCAUUAUCGCUCACCGGCACGCACUCCGUCCACCGUGGAUGAAGGCAGUGGCAGUGGCACCGGCAGCGAGGCAAGCUCGGAAGCCUCGCAGACACCGCGUCGACAUCACAUUUCCGAUGAGGAUCGCAACGGCCGUCGAUCGUCGAGUUGGGUCCCCUCGUUCCUGAGGUCGCACAAACGCCGGCAUUCAUCUGAUGCUAGUUACCGCGCGCCUGGCCCCAGACCACCACAGCCCUUGCGGCCCGAGUACUACCCACCUCGUGCGAGCAUACCUUCAUCACAGCCACAACUGUCACGCCAUCGAGGGUCUAGCGGUGCUCCCAUUCCCCCAUGGCGUGACACCGUCUGGGAUAGUGAUCCCGUCAUCUCGACGCCGGGGACGCCCGUCCAGGGACAUGCGCAACCGGACCCGCGUGCCCCCACCAUACGUUUCCCAGAUCAGGCCAACUUCGAGCCGUUGACGAGGGAGAGCAGCAGCGGGAGUGGCACCGAUCACAGACAUCGCUCGUCGGACUGGGACAGAGGCGGUGCACACCGACGGCAAGGCCAAGGCCAAGCCGCACCUUCGAGACUAGCAACCUUGACCGGAGUGCAUGGGAGGAAAUAUCCUACCCCAGAUUCCAUGAGUCCUAUCGAACGACAGCGGAGUAGUCAUGCAUCUUCCCGCGGUGGUGUUGCGGCCAUGGUUUGA